AUGCUGAUCAAGCAAUUCCUCUUGCUGCGAAGAGUAGUUCAAAAGAAUGGACCAGAACUCGAAUUCUGUGAAACUAAUAAUGGAAUCGACUAUGGCAAAGAUUCAGCUGUCAAGUGGACUGUUUAUUGGAGAACAUUUUUCAUUGCAGUUGCUGAAUUAUUCGGGUACAACGAUGGAGAAGAAUGGAUGGUUUCCCGCUUCCUCUUCCCCGAAGAAAUGAUAGUCGUAAAUUCACGAACUACGAAUACCCUGAAAAGAAAAUUAGUCCAUAUGGCGGAGAACAUACAGUUGCAAAUUUUCUACCAUUCGGCGGUGUUCCAUGAUUACCGAAUUACUAAAUUAUGA
Messenger RNA from Fraxinus pennsylvanica, 345 nucleotides. Lineage: Eukaryota; Viridiplantae; Streptophyta; Magnoliopsida; Lamiales; Oleaceae. The record is from the annotation of a GenBank genome assembly.